This is a messenger RNA of Zea mays, 8408 nucleotides long. RefSeq lists its product as uncharacterized. Bases 2698 to 3693 code for a protein of 331 amino acids. NCBI's taxonomy places the organism in Eukaryota, Viridiplantae, Streptophyta, Magnoliopsida, Poales, Poaceae. The transcript has a single exon. The record is from RefSeq and is a predicted model, not a curated record.
UGAUUGUAUCGAUGAUCCCAAUAUUUAUUUUAUGCUAAGUUUUAUAUAUUUAUAGCAGUUAUUUCAUACUAUCUUAUUGUAGAAGACAUCCAAUGUGCUUGUCCUUGUGCUAUUGACAUGGUUGGUUGAACGGUUGAACCUCAAGCACAAGAUGGCAAAAGUUUAAAUUAUGAUUUUUGUCACGACUAUUUAUAAACAGACCCACGUUGUGGCUUGGGACUUAGUGUUGCAUUUUUUUUAACAUGCAGGAGUACAAUAUCAAAUAUCCCAUGCAAAAUAAGUUAAGGCAUCGAGAAAAAAAAGUUAAGGCAUAUGCCUCAGUGGUUGAGAAAGAAAACAAACAAAAAAAGGUCUUAAAGCCCUUUGUGUGUCAUAAUAGCCAUCUUGCAGCUCCUUUUUUCUCUCGAACCACACAGGAGAACUGCGUGUCAUUUCAUUAAGAAAAAAGAAAGGAAUUCAAAUCCCUGAGAGGUUAGCAACCCCUUAGGGCUAGUUUGGAAACUCAAAUCCCUUCGGGAUUGAAGGGGAUUGGAGAGGAAAUUAGUUCAUUUCAACCUCAAUCCCCUCCAAUCCCGAAAGGGAUUUGAGGUUCCCAAAGUAGCCCUUAGGGGAAAUCCCUCGCUAUUCAAAUCCCCCCUCCCCCAUGGAUCCCUUCCAAUUCCCUUGUCACCAAACCAGCCCUUAGGGGAUAGAAAACCAACACCGUUCUUUUUUUCUCGAACGUGCAGGAGAACUGCGCCCCAUUAUAUAUUAAGCAGAAAAAAGGGGUGGUCUUAAAAGACCAAUACAAAAAUCCCAGCUUGGUCACGGCCCUUAGGAUGGUUAGGGAAGAGGCGGUGCUCUGGUCCAUGACUGGUGCCAAGGCCUUGUCCUUCCUCCAAGUCGAUGAGUUGCUGGCUUAAAACAGCGGUGUGGGUCGUGUUUCCUCCAUGUUUUAGUCGGUGAUCCGUAGUUAGUCUCUAGUGGUGUGUGUGCUGUAUUGGGGUUCUCUCCCCCCUUUCUUUUCUUCUAUUAAUACAAAGAUGUGCAGCUCUCCUGCGUAUUCUAGAAAAAAAGGUCUCCUUACGGAGGCCAGUAGCAAGCAUACAUAAAUAAAUCCAUCACUCUUCUUAACUCUCAGCUAAUGGUGCUGCCAAAUGGGAAAGCCCCUUGGCACCAACAAUCUCCCAUUUUGCCCUUUCCUCAUCCACAGCUCUAAGACUCAUGGUAACACUAGGGCUGCAGCCAUCAAAGACACAUUUGUUUCUAUCUUUCCACAAGAUCGAGUCUCUCAGAAUGACAAGGGAAUCAAGUCCUUUUUUGGUGAGUCCAUUAACAAUAUUCCCCACCGAUUCCCACCAGCCCGGAUAUGAGCCAACAUCCGGUUGAGGAGCCAAAGAAUGCAUAUCAAAUUUCCUUAGCAACAAAUACCAGAAUUCCCUGGAAAAUGAACAGGUAACAAGGAGAUGAUCAAUAGUUUCAUCCUCUUGAUCACAAAGGGGGCACUUAUCAGGAUGAACCAGCCCUCUUUUAGCAAGCCUAUCUGCUGUCCAAACUCUUUUUUGAGCUACCAGCCAAAUGAAGAAACGCCAUUUUGGCAAGGCCCAAGUUUUCCAAAUUCUCUUGUGAUGAGGGAAAACCACAGACCCCAAAAAGAACCCUUCGUAAGCAGUCUUUGCUGAAUAGGUGCCAGUAGGAGCCAUACUGAAAACAUGUCUAUCCUCAACCUCAGGCUGCAGCUGCCAUUCUGAAAUCAUAUCUCAUAACUGGAGAUAAUAUGUUAAGACUCCCACUGUCAGCGGACCCUUAAUAUCAGUGAUCCAUUUUCUAUUUGUAAUUGCCUCAUAUACUGUCCUGCUAUUGACAAUCCUCUUGGGUAUAGCAUUAAACAAACUUGGAGCAAGGUCUUUAAUUCUCUUACCAGUUAGCCACUUAUCCUUCCAAAACUUUGUAUUUGUGCCAUCUCCCACCUCAAUAAUGACCACCUCCGUAAAGAAAGCUCUAGCUUUUCCAGGAACUUUUAUGGGGAGAUCAGACCAUGGGCGUGUGGGAUCUGUCUUUUGCAACCAGAGCCAUCUCAUACGAAGGGCCCAACAUAGUUCUGGAAAACUAGAUAUGCCAAGUCCAAGCUGCAGCGGUCGGGAGGAACGUUACACGACCAAACUCUACCAGGGGCAGGACACUCACUAUAUAGGAGCAAGAGACUUCAGGAGAAGCUCCUGCCUGACACCACAAGUGCCCCUCGAAAGCCACCAAGAGAAGGACAGACUGAAUAGCUGGGCUAACUUCUUUAAAGACACAUACAUUCCUAUGCUUCCACAGCUCCCAGACAACUAGGAUUAUUAAAGAGUUAAAGCCUUUCCGCAGCUCCUUAACUAGAUUUCUGGAAACAAUGCUAAGGGCUUCAACUCCUGGGUUGACAAGAUUUUGAUGAAUUGGGUUGACAAGAUUGCGGAUAGGCUACCAAAUUGGAAAGCUAGGCUCCUCAACCUUGCUGGAAGGACAGCCCUUGUGCGCUUUGUACUUUCACCCAUCCCAGUUUAUCUUUUCCUUGCUAUGAAUGUCCCUAAGUGGGUGAUUAUCAAAAUUGAUAAAAUCAGAAAAUGAUUUGUGUGGAGAGGGAGAAAAGAGGUUAAUGGAGGCAGCUGCCUUGUGGCCUGGGAUUCAGUCACAAGACCUUUGAAGUAUGGCGGGCUUGGGAUUCCUAAUUUACAACACAUGUGUUGGGCUCUCCAAACCAAAUGGUUAUGGCUUCAAAAAACAGAUCAGAGCAGACCUUGGCAUGGCCUGACUAUACCCAUUCAGCAACAUGUUAAAGAUCUUUUUGCAGCAUCUCUGAUUUCCCAUGUGGAAAAUGGCUCUAAUACCUUAUUCUGGACAGAUAAGUGGCUAAAUGGAUGCUCCAUCAGAGAUCUUGCUCCAGAAGUGGCGUCGAAGGUGUCUAAACGAGCUCUUACCUCAUUGACAGUGAGUCAGGCUCUUGUAAACAGGCAAUGUAUAGCACAUAUUAAAACCCCCCUUUCCUUGAUUGGAAUUCAACAAUUUCUUCUCUUAUGGGAUGCUUUAGGGGACGUGCAGCUUUCUCAGGAAGAAGACCGCCAUGUUUGGAGGCACGAGGCAUCAGGGCUGUUCUCUUCUAAAUCCUGCUACAAAGUCCUUCUCUUCGGUUCUACUGUUUUUGAGCCUUGGAAGAGAUUAUGGAAGACCUGGGCUCCUCCUAAAUGCAAGUUCUUCCUUUGGUUGGCAAUAAGGAACAAAUGUUGGACAGCCGACAGAUUACAGUUGAGGGGAAUGCCACACCCAGUUGUUUGCCCAAUGUGUGAUCAAGCCCAAGAGACAAUUCAGCACCUCCUUACUGCGUGCAUUUUUGCCCGACAAUUUUGGCACACAAUUCUUGCUGCUAUUGGCUUGGGGCACCUCACUCCAACAGCUGAUGAGGAGAAUUUUGCAGACUGGUGGAGAAAGGCAAGCCUUAGGGUUGUCAAGACCAGAAAAAAGGGGUUUAACUCUCUGAUCAUCCUGGGGGCUUGGUGUCUAUGGCUUCAGAGAAACAGAGCAGUGUUCCAUGGGGAGUCUCCCUCACUACCCAGGAUUUUCAGGUGUUUCCCGGAUGAGUACGUUUGCUGGGUAAUAGCAGGAGCUAAGGAGUUUGGGAGCUUGGGCUUAGUUGCUGACCUGGGCGAGGUCGGGUCAAGUUUCAGCAACAAUCUGUAAUCACCUUCGGGUUUAUAAGGGUUUUUGGGAGAGUUGCUCAGCAACAUCUCCUUUAUUGUAAUGUUUUCUUUUCCUCUCUAAUAUAUAAGAUGCGCAGUUCUCCUGCGCGUUCUAUAAAAAAAAGUGACUAUCUGACCUGGGUGGCAAAAGAGCUCCUUUUGAUGGACCGCAAAAAAACACGCCAACUCUGUUCACAUCUAGAGGCACUAUAGUAGGUGCCUUCGUUGCAGUAUUUUUUUCUGUGCUUUGUUGCAGUAUUUUUGUAACUCCCAAGCAACCAGAAUAACCAAGGAAUUAAAUCCCUUUUUAAGUUUUUGAUUUUUGAUUUUUGGUUUUUAUUUCCGUGGGUGCUUUCUUGGCACCUUUGUACUGGGUCUUUUCUAGACCUUUUUUUUCUUAUCUUCUUAAUAUAUUGAUACGUGGUUCUCCCACAUGUUCGAGAAAAAAAAGUUGCUUGCUGGCCUCUUUAAGAGCUUGCUCCACAAAAGGAAAACCCUAUUGUUUCAGCCUGCAGCGCCACCAUACACAAGCCUGUAGAGCACACAAGAAAGCAGGAGGGGCUGCAUUGGUUCAGGAGCUUGAUUACACAGUAGACAGUGGCGAAAGGGCCUCUAGCCUAGUGGUUAAGGGCUUUCGAGUAGCACUUCCAACUCCUGGGUUCGAUCCCCCUCGGGAGCGAAUUGUCAGAUUUAGUUAAAAAAAUCCCCUCGCUGUGCCCCAUCCGCCUUCGCGUUACGAUGUGUUGUGCGCCACCCUCUGAUUGGGCCGUUGCAGAGUGGACGGUUGACGCCUGCCCGUUAGUGAUGGAGGGCCAGUGUUCGGGGAUUUUCUCGGCCGAAACCAUUGUUUCAGUCUCUCCUUAAUAUAAUACCGGGAGGGCGGUCUUUCCCUCUCGGCCGAGUUUUUUUACACAGAAGACAAUGGGUGUUUAUUUAGCCUAUCAGUGGUUCAGCAUCGGUUAAUAAUUGCGGAUCACAUGAAAAACUUACAAAGUAGUGGUGCCCAUGAUUUCCAAAUCUGUUCCAAAGGGCCAAUUACAUCCAUAUGUACAAUGUUCAAGCAAUAGCCUAGGCUCCUGGGCUGUUGGUACAUAGGCUUGGGCUGCUAGGGUGCAAAAUUAGACAUUAUAACUUGAUUCUGACUUCUUUUGAUGGUAUCGCCGCACCCAUAAGCCACAAUGGGGCUCCACCCCUGCAUCAAACCCCCUUGUCCAGCCCCUGUGCAACUUAGCUUUUAUGUUUUUUCUCCAACUACACAGAAGAGUUGUGUGUCAUUUCAUUAAGCAAGAAAUAGGGUAACACAAAGGGAGAGGGACAUCACCCACUCCCAACACAAUAGCCUUUACAGACGCGUCAGAACACAAAGAAACUCAACCUUGGCCUAGUGCCACAGCUCAACUCAUGGAUUAGAAUCCGGAGACAGCGACUGCAGCUGCAGGAGCAAUUUAUGCAGCUCUGAAGCUCCAGCCCCACACCAUAGGUUGCUGGAAUUGGACACAGACUGCAUAACAACCUGGAAACAGGGCCUUGUACCAUCAAAGACACAUGUAUUCCUGUGUUUCCAUAACUCCCAAGCAACCAGGAUCAAUGAAUUGAGGCCUUUCUUAAAUUCCUUUGGAACUCUCUUGAGUCUUGACAGUCUGGCUCCACCAGCCGGAGAGUGGGUCGGUGUACCUUAUCAUUUCUUUCUCAUUGUUUUCGUGCAUUAAGCUCAGGAAUACGUUUAUUUGCUAAUAUGAUGGACGGUCAUAGUUCAGUAAAGAUUUUAAGUGGGUUUGCUUGGACUAUGCUAUUUCUGAAUAAUAUUUUCUAUUUCUUAGGAGAUAUUGGUCCCUUAUUUAUAGUUUUAGCAUUAACCAGUCUAGAAAAUUAGGUGUGGCUAUAUCACAAGCUCAUGUUUCUACGAUCUCAAUUUGUAUUUAUUGAAUGAUGGUACAAAUCUCCAUCAAAAUGAGUCAUUUCAUAAUUGCAUAAAAACGAGGAGCCAAUCAUAGAACUACAUAUGUUUUGAGACUCACUUCCUUGAAAAGAGGAAGACUAGUCAUGUAGGCAGUUACCAUGAAAGAAAUGUAUCUUUAUCGGUUGCUCGACCAAAUCCGGUCAAUAAGGCAGAUCUAAAUGCCACAAUGUCGGCUGUUCAAUUUUAGAAAGGCCCAUCUCCUGAUUUUCUCUCAAAUCGAAUAAAACUCUUUAGCAGUUGGUUUGACAGAACUGAUGGUAAGGUAGGGGACCCAUACCUUUAUUCUAUUCCCGUUCUUAUAGCGAGUGAAUGAAAAGCUACACCUGUUGCUUGUGUUGAUUGAAAAGAAAUAUGUCGAGACAGAUCGAUGUAGGCGCUCGUAUACUGUUGGCGGUGCUACACCAUAGAUUUGUACCUAGGAGCAAGAACCGUGGCUUAAGGAUUAGCUAAGGGAUAAUGGCCUUUCUGAUCUCAUUCGUCUUCCGAUCGCUUCGCAUAAAAUGUAAAGUUAAGAUUGUCCAGGUGUAGUGCAAGGCCGUUGCCUGCCUAGGGAGUGCAAGGCCGUUGCUUGCCUAGGGGCGGGGGGAAAGAAGAGUGGGUUGGUGGGCUUCUUUCAGUGUGAUUUGCUCAAAGGAAAGAAGGGUUUUCGAGAGUCGAGAGUGAGGGGAGGCUCUUUUUUCUACUCUAACUCGAUACUUUUCUCAACUCUAGAGAAUGGCGUGGCCUAACCCGAGCAGAAGCGAGGCAACCCCAGAGGGGCAUUGAUCUUCUGAUAUUAGAAUCUAUAUACGCUAUUUCCGAUCUGAACUGCUUUAGUGAGUGGAUCCCUAGUUGGGAGCCACAAACGGAGGGAAUAGCCCCAGAGGACUUGUCAAGUGGAUAUGGGGAUUUUGCUUGGGUUCUCACCAAAGAAAAUAUAGGGUUCCUAGAGUGCCAGUGUCGCUUGCUUAUUACAGUGACAAGGGUUCGAUUUCGAGUAGAGGAAGUUCCCUUGAUUUAUCCAUCUUCCCAAUUCUGCCACUCAAUUCACUACUAUCGUAUCGCCCAUAGGUGCAAUUCAUUUUCUGAUCCAUGCCACGUAUCCCCCAUAGAGGGUGCCAGUAGAUUCUGCACUUUUGACCCAUACAUAGUGAUCAAAGUGAGAAAAGUUCUUCAUCUACCAUUGACUUGCCAUAGGGCGAACUAGAUUGUUAGACUGUGUGUGUGGGCUGGCACCACUGUUGGGCUGCCAGCCCAUUAGGGUUAGGGUUGUGAGUCUAUAUAUUGUACCCCCUCCCGUCGGCGGCUCCCCUUCCCCAGGCCGCGCUAGGAGUUCGUUGGCGCGUAGCCCCGCGCCCGUCGGACCGUCUUGGAGUGCGUCUUAGGCGCUGCAGCUUCCCAGGCCGGCGCCUCCUAGGCCACCGACGCGGAUCCGCAUGUCCCUUCGCCGUCCAUGGCUGAGCAGGCCCCUGCGCUGCUCACCCCUCCCUCCUGAGGCUUUCCAACGCCGCCCGAAUCCGCGCCGUCGCCGCGUCCAGGGCUAGCCGCCGCCACCCAGCAGAGCCAACCUUGCUAGGUCUGGCGCAGGCCCCUGUCCGGCUGGACCCGGCCCGCCACCCACCCCUUCAUCGCCUUCGUUGGAUCUGUCGUUGCCGCGGCCUUCCCGGCCGGAUCCACGUUGCUGCGGCCUUCUCGGCUCGAUCCGCUGUCCCUUUGGCCGGAUUGCGUCUUCCCGGCCAGAUCCGUCGUUCCCCUUCUAUUCUGUCGUGGGUGCGGACACCAUGACCGACGCAGACGCUGCUCUGUCGUCGGCCUCCCUAGCGGGGCUCCUUGACGUUCGGACUAUCCAGAAGCAGGAAGGUUGGCCUGCCGGUGCCCUUUUGCUGUGUCGCCCUGCCGAUCGUUGACACUCGAACGUCGACCCCUUCCGAAGAACAGGUUCCUGUUGCGUGUCUCCCGACCUCGGCCACCUCGACUUCGGCUAACUCGGCAUCCCGGGGCUAUCGCCUUCUCAGAAUCCACAUCGGUCUCUUCUCCAGCCGCAACAUUGGCACCCUCACGACGCUGCGACUGCGGGGGGAUUUCAACCCGUCGGCUCCUACCUUCGACCUCUACUCCAGUCUCAUUGUGUGUGGUGCCCCCGUUGCGACUGCGGGGGGAUGUUAGACUGUGUGUGGGGGGCACCACUGUUGGGCUGCCAGCCCAUUAGGUUAGGAUUGUGAGUCUAUAUAUUGUACCCCAUCUCCUAUCAAUACAUCAAGCACUUCACAAUUCUACAUAGAUCAAUCCACUCGAAUCAAGAGUUAGCUAGUUCUCCCCGAAAUGCGUUGAGGCGCAGCAGUUGACUCAUUGACUGGACAUCUAAGGGUAAAGCACUGUUUCGGUGCGAGCUGUACCAAAUCGAGGCAAACUUUGAAUACUAGAUAUGACCCAAAAUAAAUAGGGUCAAGGUCUGCCAAUGGGACGAUGGGGGAUAAGCUUCAUCGUCGAGAGGGAAACAACCCAGAUCACAGCUAAGGCUCUAAAUGACCGCUUAGAGAUAAAGGAGGUAGGGGGGCAAAGACAGCCAAGAGGUUUGCCUAGAAGCAACCACCCUUUAAAGAGUGUGUAUUCCACACUGAUCGAGCACCAUUGCGCUGAAGAUGAACGGGGCUAAGCGAUUUGCCGAAGCUGUGGGAUGUCAAAAUGCAUCGGUAGGGGAGCAUUCCGCCUUAGAGGGAAGCAAACGCGAAAGCGUGGGUCGACAAAGCGGAAGCGAGAAUGUCGGCUUGAGUAAC